UCUGCAGACUGAGGGAGAAGAUGGCGGCGCUGGGGGAACCUGUACGGCUGGAAAGGGAUAUCUGUAGAGCAAUUGAAUUGUUGGAAAAACUACAAAGGAGUGGGGAGGUUCCACCACAGAAACUUCAGGCUUUACAAAGAGUCCUGCAAAGUGAAUUCUGCAAUGCUGUAAGAGAGGUAUAUGAACAUGUCUAUGAGACUGUGGACAUCAGCAGCAGUCCUGAAGUGAGAGCUAAUGCUACUGCAAAGGCUACUGUUGCUGCAUUUGCUGCCAGCGAAGGACAUUCUCAUCCUCGAGUUGUUGAGCUUCCAAAAACAGAAGAGGGCCUUGGAUUCAAUAUCAUGGGAGGCAAAGAACAAAACUCUCCAAUCUAUAUAUCUCGAAUAAUUCCAGGAGGAAUUGCUGAUAGACAUGGGGGCCUCAAGCGAGGAGAUCAACUUCUCUCUGUUAAUGGAGUGAGCGUGGAAGGAGAACAUCAUGAAAAAGCUGUAGAACUGCUGAAAGCAGCUCAAGGAAAGGUUAAAUUAGUAGUGCGAUAUACACCUAAGGUCUUAGAAGAAAUGGAGUCACGUUUUGAAAAAAUGAGAUCAGCCAAACGCAGGCAGCAGACCUAAUGCAGUUCAGAACUUUAUAUUCCAUUUUGCUUUUAGCUAGAAAAGUUUUACUUGUGACCUACUGAUGGCCGCAAUGCCAACGAUUAUAAAGAAAAACAAACUUCCCGUGAAAUGCUCCUUGCCAUUUUAUAAAUGCCUAUUUUAAAAUCAUUUGUGGUUCCAGAGAUGCAUACACUUUUUUCUGACAAGAAAAAGUAAAAGGUGAUGAGGGCAAUUUUGUCCUGCUCUUUUUACAGGCCUUUUUCAAAUGCAGAUUUUGUCAUAAAGUUCUUAUAGAUUUUUAAUAAUGCUUUUUAAAUAUUAAGAUGUACUUUUACAUUAUUAAUCUUUUUUUAGGAAAAAAAAGGUUCUUCAUUUGGCUGCUUAUCCUAUAUAAUAAAAGCCUAAUAUGCUAAGGGUACGGUUGUCCGGUCAUCCGUUCAACCAAUCAAAGCAUAAUAUGCUAAGGCCGCUCAACCGCUCGCUAUGACAUGCACUGACCACCAGGGGGCAGACAGUCGACCAGUCGCUAUGACCAUAAGGGGGCAGACGCUCUGACCUGUAGGUUAGCUUCCUGCUGGGGUCUGGAUGAUCGGGACUGAGCAAGACCGGCUGGACAUGCCCUGGAGCCCUCCCACAGCCCCUUCCCGACUCCGAUCAUGCACCCAUGGGGUCCCUUGGCCUGGCCUGCACCCUCUCGCAAUCCAAGACCCCUUAGGGGAUGUCAGAGAGCCAGUUUUGGCCUGAUCCUGCAGGCAUAAAAGGCAAAUAUGCAAAUCGACUGAAUGGCAGAACAACUGAUUGCUAUGAUGCACACUGAACACCAGGGGGCAGACACUCAACGCAGGAGCUGCCCCCUAGUGGUCAGUGCGCUCCCACAGGGGGAGCACUGCUCAUCCAGAAGCCCUGAGCUGGGCUCACAGCUGGCAAGCUCUGUGGCAGUGGCGGGAGCCUCUCCUGCCUCUACAGUAGUGCUAAAGAUGUCCAACUGCCAGCUUAGGCCUGCUCCCGGCAGGGAGUGUAACUAAGCCAUCAGUUGGACAUCUCCUGAGGGCUCCUGGACUGAGAGAGGGUGCAGGUCAGGCUGAGGAGCCUCCCCCCCCAAAAGUAAUAGUUCUCGAAUUCUUUAUUUGCUUACUCUUUUUUUUUUAACCUGUAAAAUUUCUUUAUAGUUUUCCAAAAAAAUUAAACAUGACAGUUUCAGUUACAGCAUUUCAUUACACUGUCAAUGUUAGCAUCGCUGCUGCAUUUUGUACUUUGAACACACACAUAAUAUAUAUAAUCAUUGAUAAGUCAUAGCACAGUGGAAGUUUUUUACUUUUAUUAUUUAAACAAUGUAUAGUGAAUACUCAUUUGUACUGAUUUAUAAAAGUAAGUUUUUAAACACUGAAACAAUCAUUGCUAAAAUAUGUAUUCUUUCAUAGUGUUUGAGCAGCAAGGCCAGAGGAUGUAAUUUGUGUGUUAGCAUUACUGAUUAGGUCUAUUUAUAUUCAACAGUAUGUCAAAUUACAAAUGCAAAAACAGGUUCAGGUUUCAUCUUUUGCAAAUUUUUUUUAAUACUAUUCAUUUCUAUUUAAAUAUAUUUUUUAUAUUUUGGUCCUUUCAUUCCUAGAGAUGAGCCAUUUAGUUUGUGGUGGGAAAUAGCAGAAGCAAAGAAGAAAAAGUAGUAUUUUAAUCUCAUUAGUCUCAAGAGUUAACACACUUUUACCAGCUCGGUUUAAAGCAUGGAUUUUAAAUAGGUUGAUUAUUGGAGGAUAUAUGUAAUAAGAUGUAUAGAAAUUAUGAGGUGAUGUGUUCAUAAGAAUCUGCAGAUUGUCGAGAUGAGUAGGAACUUAUUCAUAUUACAAUGGUUUGAUUUAGAGAUGGGGUCUUUGUUUAUGAUUCAAAUAUGAUGGGAAUUGUGAGAGAUGCUUUCAGUUGUCCACUGGAUGUCACUAUUUUACUGAAAGGCAGCUAUUAGUGAAGGACUGUGACUGAACUCUUUUUAGAAGCUGGAAUUAAAGAAUUGAGGGUCAUUUUCAGUGAAUAACUUGGGAACAUUUUUAAGUGAGAGAUGCUAAAAGGAAGGUAGUGGUUUGAAAUAUAUAAGGAAUUUAGACCCUGUAUAAGAAGUGGGCAUUUUGAAACAUUCCUUCAAGAAGACUAUAAAUAUAUACUUUUUCCUGCAUGUUUGUGAGCAUUGUGAGUCUUAAAAGAUUAUUCCAGUUUUCAGUGGUUUUUUCAGAAUAAAAGUCAAUUGGCAUUGUUAUUUAUCAUUUAGGUAUUGAACACUGGAUUGCAUGGUUGGAUGUGUCUUUAGUCCACUACAAAAUGUGCUUGUUAUUAAUAGGAAUGUUGUUAAAUUGUAUAUUUUCAAAAUUAAUUAAUGUUUUUAAAAUGUUGAGACCAAAGUAGUGUAGAAGAAUUAUGGGCUUAAUUUAAUUGUAAAAUUAUUAGAGGUAUUUGUUGUAGAGCUUUAUAUAUUAAAGAGAGGUAUUGGUGCAUAUAAAACAGUAAUGUUGUUAUGCUCGUAUUCUUGCAUUACAAAGUAAACCCUAAAGAAACCUUAUUUUAGUAUAGCUACAGCUGCAGUAGCUUUUAAGGGCGUGUCAACAUUUCAUUAUAAAUUAUAGCUUCCUGGUUCAGUAUCUCAGCUGUUUCAGAACUUGCAGCCAAGUUAAAUCUUUUUUGGUGUUGAAACUUAAUAAGUUGAGUAAGCUAUUUUUUUUCUUCUACAGUAAUCCACAAUCUGUUCUUUGUGUGGGUUGGCGCUUAUUUAUAAUUCUUAAAAUAAAGAUAGCUUAAAGGAGCCAAAUACAGUAGUUUUGCUUGCUACUGUUGAGCAUGAGUAGCAGUAGUUUGCUUUUGUUAAAACAGUUUUCAUAGUGUAUCCCAGAAUUUUAAAUUCUGACCAUAGGAAAAUUCAAUCAUUCAGUGGCAAA
Messenger RNA from Eptesicus fuscus (big brown bat), 3514 nucleotides. It is a transcript of the gene LIN7C, whose product is annotated as lin-7 homolog C, crumbs cell polarity complex component. The transcript has 5 exons. Gene Ontology annotation, cellular component: synapse; basolateral plasma membrane; cell-cell junction. Gene Ontology annotation, biological process: maintenance of epithelial cell apical/basal polarity; neurotransmitter secretion; protein localization to basolateral plasma membrane. The record is from RefSeq and is a predicted model, not a curated record. Gene Ontology annotation, molecular function: L27 domain binding. Lineage: Eukaryota; Metazoa; Chordata; Mammalia; Chiroptera; Vespertilionidae. Bases 21 to 614 code for a protein of 197 amino acids.